AUGCAGACCGCUACUGCCUACCGUCCUCACACACUUCCUUCAUCUUUCCCGAUGCCUCGCAGCUCCGCUGGUCAGGACACUUCGAUCUCGGCCGAUUUCUCAAUCCCGUCCGACACUUCCAAGCCCUCGUCACAAGCACAGUCAUCUCAGAUCAGCGUGCGUGAAGGAGAAGCCCAGAAGCCCAAACCCGCCUCAUCCACAGCAUCCAAGCCUUCCGCGAAAUCCCGUCGGCCAUUGCGGGCAAGAAAGGCUGCCAUGAAAGUGACCCCACUUGCAAUCCAGCAACUGCGCAAGCUCAUGGAUAACCCCGAACCGAAAUACAUUCGGGUGGGUGUCAAAAACCGCGGCUGCUCAGGCCUGGCAUACCACCUCGAAUACGUGGAGAAGCCGGGCAAAUUCGACGAAGUGGUGGAACAAGACGGAGUGAAGGUCUUGAUCGACAGCAAGGCCUUGUUCAGCAUUAUUGGCAGUGAAAUGGACUGGCACCAGGAUAAGCUGAGCCAGCGCUUCGUCUUCACCAACCCCAACAUCAAGGAAUCAUGCGGGUGCGGAGAGUCCUUCAUGGUCUAG
This is a messenger RNA of Penicillium atrosanguineum, 570 nucleotides long. It is a transcript of the gene isa1, whose product is annotated as Fe-binding Fe/S cluster assembly protein ISA1. Bases 1 to 570 code for a protein of 189 amino acids. The transcript is spliced from 2 exons. Gene Ontology annotation, biological process: iron-sulfur cluster assembly. Gene Ontology annotation, molecular function: 2 iron, 2 sulfur cluster binding. Lineage: Eukaryota; Fungi; Ascomycota; Eurotiomycetes; Eurotiales; Aspergillaceae. The record is from RefSeq and is a predicted model, not a curated record. Gene Ontology annotation, cellular component: mitochondrion; cytoplasm.